AUGACCCUCAAAUCUGGGCCCCUCAGGGCUCGGGCUCUGCUGCUGCUGUGCCUGGAGCUCUGGGCACAGCAAAGCCUGGCACUGCAGUGCCAACCUGGGGAGAGGAAAAUCACCAGCAAAGAUGCAGAGAAAUGCUGCCCCAAAUGCAUCCUGAUGGAAGGAGGCAACAACCUGUGCCAGGGAAUGGAGGACCAUGACUGCAAAUGCCCCCAGGGCCACAGCUGUGGGGAUAACAACUGUCUGUACUGCAGGAAGCUGCCAGAGUGUGCUGAGGGACACGAGCUCACCAGGAUUGGAGACACAGAUUUCACAUUCCAGUGUAAACCCUGCGAGACCGGAACUUAUUCCAGUGUGAAGAAUGGCUGGUGCAGGAACUGGACUGACUGCGAGAGCUCGGGGUUUGUGACCCUCAGCCGAGGCAACAGCACCCACAACUCCAAGUGUGGCGUCCCUGCUUCUCCCAAAGACGUGGAGCAAGCUCUCCUGCCCUCCAGCUCCCUGUCCACCACCAUCCUGGCCAUCCUGACGGCCGUGGCCGUGUUCGUGCUCAUCCUGCUCACCUUCCUCCUGCACUUCUGCAUCUGGACCCUGAAGGACAAAUAUUUCGCAGCUGAGGGCCGCCGGCGGCUCCGCAGCUCCCGGAGACCUCCAGCAUCCAGUUCCCCGAGGAAGAGCACGGGGGAAAGACGGCCGAGGAAAAGCUUUCCAUGCUGUCCCUCAAAGUCUCCAACGAGCUCUCCAACAGAUAAACUGCCCUGGGGCGCCGUGGGAACGGGGAGCUGAGCUUUCCCAAAGGAACAGGAGGAAGGGGAUGGGCUGUGAAGCAUCGGGAGACCCGCGGCGAGGAGGAGGAGGAGGAGGAGGAGGAGGAGGAAGAGCGGCUUUUUGGGGCAUUUUGGGGCUUUGCUCUCAACAAACCUGGCUUUGGGAAAUGAAAA
Molecule: messenger RNA, 938 nt
Organism: Pipra filicauda (Wire-tailed manakin)
Lineage: Eukaryota; Metazoa; Chordata; Aves; Passeriformes; Pipridae
Gene: TNFRSF18
Product: TNF receptor superfamily member 18
Exons: 6
Coding region: 1-783 (260 amino acids)
Biological process (GO): positive regulation of cell adhesion
Cellular component (GO): external side of plasma membrane
Molecular function (GO): protein binding
Source: RefSeq, a predicted model, not a curated record